CGAUUGGCUCAAUAACGCUUCCAAAAGCCCCUGCAGUGGCGCGCUCCCUGACUAAUGGGCCUGAAGCUACAUCCCUUCCAGUUUUUCUUCAGAAAACCUAGAAACCCUAGCAAGACUUUUCCUUUUCUAUCGGUUCGAAUUGUUGGAGGAGGGGAUGGAAGAGGAAGUUCAUACCGGAGAGAUUAACAGAGAGGCGGAGGCCGCUCCGGCAUUAAUCGCAGUGCAUCCUCUUGAGCGAUCCAUCGCGCUUGCGCUCGGAUAUGAACUCAGAGUAUUUGAUUUUGAGAUGGAUUGUGCUGUUACUUUGACUGAUGAAGCCUAUAGCCCUUGCCAUUCUGAUGCUAUUAGGGCAAUCUGCUUUGGUGCAAAUGGAAGACUCUUUGUUUCUGCUGGUGAUGAUAAGCUGGUGAAGAUCUGGAGAACAGAUACUUGGCACUGUAUCAGAACUGUGUGCUCUGACAAACGUGUGAGUGCAGUUGCAAUAAGCCAUGAUGGGUUGUUCGUUACCUUUGCUGAUAAGUUUGGAGUUGUUUGGAUAGAGAGAUUGGAGGAAGAUGAUCAAGGUCAAGCAUCAGUUGAUAAAAAGGCUGUUCCACUUCUGGGCCAUUACUGUAGCAUCAUUACUAGUCUGAAAUUCUCUCCAGAUGGAAAGUUCAUUGCCACUGCGGACCGAGACUUCAAAAUCCGGAUAACUAUUUUUCCAAAAGGACCUCUAAAAGGUGCUCAUGAAAUACAAAAUUUCUGCCUUGGUCAUACAGACUUUGUCUCUUGCCUUACUUUCAUAUGUCCCCCAGAUUGCCAUCAGAGUUUCCUCUUAUCUGGAAGUGGUGAUGCAACCGUUAGGCUUUGGGACCAUGUUUCUGGACAACUCCUUGAUACUUGUGAUGUUGGAGAAAAGGAGAACCUACUCUUAGGUGAUGGCCGAACACCCGAGGUUUACCUACAGUCGACGCGCAACGGGUGGCAGGCGGGAUUGCUCGAUUCUAAGGAGAAAGUUGAGUAUUCUGCGGCAGUCACUGACAUAAAUGCCCUUCCUGAUGGUUCAUUUGUUGCUGCUGCUAUACAAGGUUUACACGGAGUUAUGAUCCUGAAAUGUGAUGUUCCUGCUAGACGUCUUUUCAUUGCCAAGUUCGUUUUUGUGGAAGAAAGUUUUGUGCCUACACGUUUAGGGUUGAGUUCUUCUGCGAAACUAUUGUGGGUGGUAAUGGGCGCAUCUAAUGUUUCUAAAGUAGGUGUUUCCAAGAUGGCUCAGCUCCGAGUUCUUUCUGAUCUUGACAAGUUUCUUUCAAAUGAACAUGGAGACUAUCCUGUCAUCCUGAAAGAUAAAGACAUGCCUGGUGGUGAGAAGUUGCUCUUGCAAUUUCAAGGAAGUGAUCAUGUUACAAAGCAGGAUGCAGCGUUAGCAGCAACUGCUACUGCAGUGAAAGUAGCAAUGCAGAAUUUAUUGACGAAGAAACAGUACUCUUUAGAGAAGCGAGAUUUUAGGAAGAGAGACAGAAAUGAUAGAAAGUUCAAGAAACAACAGUUUUGAUAGCUCAGGAAGUGCAAUGGAAACUUGGUUAGAAUUUUUUUUUUAAAUUUAACCUUGAAAUGCUAUAAUUGCCAAUUCAUGAGCUUUAUCUUUUCACCAUCAUAUAAGUCAACCUUCCACUUGAUUAUUCUUUUGUUACGUAUUCAUUCUCUUGAGAUUUCAUGUUUA
This is a messenger RNA of Dendrobium catenatum, 1699 nucleotides long. RefSeq names its product tRNA (guanine-N(7)-)-methyltransferase non-catalytic subunit wdr4. Gene Ontology annotation, biological process: RNA (guanine-N7)-methylation. Lineage: Eukaryota; Viridiplantae; Streptophyta; Magnoliopsida; Asparagales; Orchidaceae. The record is from RefSeq and is a predicted model, not a curated record. The coding region runs from base 155 to 1531 and encodes 458 amino acids. The transcript has 11 exons. Gene Ontology annotation, molecular function: protein binding; tRNA (guanine(46)-N7)-methyltransferase activity. Gene Ontology annotation, cellular component: nucleus; tRNA methyltransferase complex; cytosol.